Molecule: messenger RNA, 2943 nt
Organism: Orcinus orca (killer whale)
Lineage: Eukaryota; Metazoa; Chordata; Mammalia; Artiodactyla; Delphinidae
Gene: SRSF4
Product: serine and arginine rich splicing factor 4
Exons: 4
Coding region: 1060-2277 (405 amino acids)
Biological process (GO): mRNA splice site recognition; alternative mRNA splicing, via spliceosome
Cellular component (GO): ribonucleoprotein complex; nucleus; cytoplasm
Molecular function (GO): mRNA binding
Source: RefSeq, a predicted model, not a curated record
ACUGUGUUGGUUGUCAGUAUUACAGCAGGCCCUUACUGAGUGUCUGCCAACAGGACUGUCCUCUCUGAAGGAAUGACUCCAGUAUUCUGAGAGUUAGGAUUGAACAUUAUGGGUAGAAACUAGAAAGGCUUUCAAACUUGGGGUUAAAAUGGAGCCCAGCCAACGCCCUCAGUUGGUUUUAUACUUCUGUGUGUUUGGCAGUUUCCCUCUCAGCAAAGGAGAGGAGUCGAGCCAAUUUCCCAGGAAGUCAAGGGAGCCUUCAGAGCAGGACUUUGCAGCUCACCUGCCUGGAUGGAAUCCCAGCUCUGCCACUUAUCAGUUAUUUUACUCCAGCAACUUACUUUCCUCUUGCACUUCAUAUUCCUCAACUAUAAAAUGGGAGAAAUAUUCAUUUCUACUCAGAGUUAUUGUGAGAAAUGAAUGCAUUUUUAUAUAAAAAGCCUAGAAUGGUUCCAGGCACAAAUGCUAGCUAUUAAUCACGGAAAUGCAAAAAUAAAACUAAUGUAAGGUGGUAUAUUGUUAGUUUUUAAAAAUGUAUAAAUUCAUAAUACCCAGUGGUGGCGUUGAGUUGAAAUUUAUAGAGUAGUGGCAUUGAGAAUUGGUCGUUUUACCCACGGUGCGGGUGGUGCUAAGAAUUUAGGUCCUGAAGUCUGGCUGCUUAUGUUCAGACCCCAGCUCCUUCACUUACUACCUGAACGACCUUGAGCAGUUUGCUUAAAUCUCUUGUAUUUCACUUCCCUGUAAAAUAGGGAUAAUGAUUGUAUCUACCUCAUGUGGCUGUAAAUAGGACUAAGUUAAUUAAAUCCUACCUAUCAUCCAGUGAACACUCAAUAUGUUAGCAGCUAUUAUUAUUAAUUUGGAAGUAUGGCAAUAUCUCAACUUGCCCAGGACAGUCCCAGGUGUGGCAUAACUUAAUAGCAUCUUCCUUUACUCUUAGAUGUAUCCCAGUUUGGAUGAUAAAUUAUAUGGGCUCCCUGCCUUUUUCCCAGAGCGCCCAUUCCUGCAAAUAAUUCAGCUGAAGUAAAGAAAUUUUUGCAUGAAGACGGUCAUUGCUAGAUUAUGAAUAAUGGCCAAGGACUAUAUAUAAAACCCAGAAGUCCCAGCAAUUGGGAAACCCUCAGAAAAAGUAUUGGACACACUAAUUAUGAAGAAUGUAAUGAUUAUAUGCGUCAGGCGGGAGAAGUGACCUAUGCAGAUGCUCACAAGGGACGCAAAAAUGAAGGGGUGAUUGAAUUUGUGUCUUACUCUGAUAUGAAAAGAGCUUUGGAAAAGUUAGAUGGAACUGAAGUCAAUGGCAGAAAAAUCAGAUUAGUUGAAGACAAGCCUGGUUCUAGACGACGCCGGUCCUACUCCAGGAGCCGGAGUCACUCAAGAUCUCGCUCUCGAAGCAGACAUUCUCGUAAGAGCAGAAGCCGAAGCGGCAGCAGCAAAAGCAGUCAUUCUAAGAGCAGAUCCCGAUCCAGAUCAGGCUCCCGUUCCCGGAGCAAGAGCCGCAGCCGCAGCCAGAGCCGCAGCCGCAGCAAGAAGGACAAGAGCCGGAGCCCCAGCAAGGACCAGAGCCGCAGCCGCAGCCGCAGCGCCGACAAGCGCCGCAGCAAGAGCAAGGACCAGGCCGAGGAGAAGGUCCAGAACAGCGACAGCACCGGCAAGUCCAAGAGCCGCAGCCCCAGCAGGCAGAAGAGCAAGAGCAAAAGCAGAAGCCGUAGUCAGGAGAGGAGCGCGCAGGAGAAGCGGGGCAGCGUGAGCAGGAGCCGGAGCCAGGAGAAGAGCCUGCGCAAGAGCCGCAGCCGCAGCCGCAGCAAAGGAGGCAGCCGCAGCCGCAGCCGCAGCAAAAGCAAGGACAAGAGGAAGGGGAGGAAGAGAAGCAGGGAGGAGAGCCGCAGCCGCAGCCGCAGCCACAGCCGCAGCAAGAGCGAGAGGAGCAGGAAGCGAGGCGGCAAGCGAGACAGCAAGUCGGGCAGCAGCAAGAAGAAGAAGAAGGAAGACGCUGACCGCUCCCAGUCCAGGUCGCGAUCCCGCUCGGGCUCGAAGGAGCGGGAACACACCAAGUCUGAGUCUGGCCAGAGGGAAGGCCGAGGGGAGAGUGAGGAUGCUGGCGCCAAUCAGGAGACCCGGUCCAGGUCGAGGUCCAAUUCCAAAUCAAAACCAAACCUCCCGUCAGAAUCACGCUCCAGAUCAAAGUCCGCGUCAAAAACCCGAUCCCGGUCCAAGUCUAGAUCCAGGUCUGCGUCCAGAUCGCGCUCCCGGUCUAGAUCCAGGUCCCACUCACGGUCCUAACUGGCUACGACCACAGCUGGAACUACCCGAGAAGUCUUUUGUACAUGUUUGGUAGCCGUAGCACAAGUGAUUGAAGUAGAACAUAUGUCACUGCUGUACAUUUUUAACUCCCCUAAUGGUGUGUCUACAAUUGUUAAGUCUAAGCGCUUCCUCUCCGUAAAGCCUCCUGGCGUCAGGCCUUCCUGCUUGACUGAAAGCAGUCUUCUCUUUGAAAACCCCCUUUACUCAUGGCCCACAGUAGAAUAUCCAAAAUGCCUUGGCUUUGAGGCCUGGCCUUUCCUACAGGGAGCUCAGUACCUGGAUGUCUUUAAGGCUGGAAUGAUGACAUAGGUAGGUAUGGUGAGUUCAACCAUUUUGCCCUUGAAUUGAUGCCCUUUGAUGUAUGCCAUUUAGUGAAAGUGCUAAGUCUUAAGUUUCCUACCACUUUGGUUUCAUAUUUUUGGACUUAACAAAGUUGUGAAUAGCACAGUCGAGGAAAAUUGAUACCUGCAGUAACCCAUAGGAAAUGAACUGUAGAGUUCCAUAUUCUGGUAUUGUGAUUAUAUUGUUUUAUAUUAAAAAAGAAAAGAAAAGAAUUUUUUUUAAUUUUAUUUUUCCCCGUCUUGCAAAGUAUAGUGACCCCUGUUUCCAUUAAAUUUGAAUAAAGACUAUUUUUGCUUGACAAAA